This is a messenger RNA of Colletotrichum truncatum, 813 nucleotides long. RefSeq lists its product as uncharacterized. Lineage: Eukaryota; Fungi; Ascomycota; Sordariomycetes; Glomerellales; Glomerellaceae. The record is from RefSeq and is a predicted model, not a curated record.
AUGGCCGACACCACCAAACCAUCCGACACCAACAUGAGCGGCGGUCAACCAGUACCCAAGGAUGGCGACGCAUCCUUGGCCGAGCACAAAGAUGCCGUUCCCAUGACGAACCUUCCCCAGACCUCUUCUACCGAUACCGAUACCGCCGCAGACACAACAGCAAAGGCCCCAUCAUCAGACAAGGGGUCCAGUGCCGUCGCCCCGACACUCCCAGAAAUACCCACCACCGAAGAGUUAACGAGCGAUGGCAUUGCCAAUGCAGUCGAGCCAACGACCAAGGGCAAGGAGAAGCAAUCCCCAUCGCAACCCGCCGCUUCAAGCCAAGACGACACCUUGGCAAUUGGUCCCUCAGUCGAUGACGUGCAGUCCAUCACCGUCUCACCAAGCGACGGUCCCGUGUGCAAUAUCACCCUACUUUUGACGACAGGAGCGAGGCAUCCGUACAAGCUUGACGAGAAGUACCUGACAAAGAGGAACGUCAACGUUCCUGGGUUGACGGAAGCCGGAAAGAAGGACCCAUUCAGCAUCAGCGUCUACACGCUAAAGGAGUUGAUACUGCGGGAGUGGCGUGAAGAGUGGGAUCAAAAACCGGCCAGCCCCAGCAGCAUACGGUUGAUUCAUUUCGGAAAGUUGUUGGACGACAAGGACCAGCUUAAGCAGUACCACUUCAGCGCCGAGACGGCAAACGUUGUUCACAUGACAGUCCGGCCUGCCGAUAUUGUCGAGGAAGAAGAGCCCAAGGGAGGCAACAAAUCGGCAUCGGGCGGCAGCCGCUCCAGAGAGGGCGGCGGCGGAUGCUGUGUAAUCUUAUAG